Messenger RNA from Schizosaccharomyces cryophilus OY26, 2670 nucleotides. RefSeq names its product membrane transporter. Gene Ontology annotation, biological process: transmembrane transport. Gene Ontology annotation, molecular function: transmembrane transporter activity. The transcript has a single exon. Gene Ontology annotation, cellular component: membrane. NCBI's taxonomy places the organism in Eukaryota, Fungi, Ascomycota, Schizosaccharomycetes, Schizosaccharomycetales, Schizosaccharomycetaceae. Bases 410 to 2185 code for a protein of 591 amino acids. The record is from RefSeq and is a predicted model, not a curated record.
GCUCCCUCCAACAACUGUAUACCAGACCAUCGCUGGCGUUUGUUGUCAUUCAUAACCCUCCACCAUUCCUUCCCUUCUGGCCUGUCAAAUCUUCCAAACGUUAACGCUUCUCAUUUCCCUGUUUCUGUAUCCUCUUCGUUUUUAUAAUUUUCUUUUCUAUUCCACUUUAUUUUUGGUUUUGUUCGUUUUUGGGGGGUUUUUUUGGUUCUCUCUUUUACUGUUUUGAGUGAUUCUUUUUCUAUUGCUUUUUUUUCUGUAAAUUUGCCAUUGUUUGUGUUUUGCAUUUAUUUUUCCUUCUUUUUUUUUUUGGAAAAAAACCAAAAGAUUUUUUUCUAAACGUUUUCUUUUCACCGCGUAAAUUCUCGACUUUUCUUACUUUACUUAGUUACUUACUAAAACUUACUUAACGAUGUCGCCUUCUUCUCAUUCCCUCGAAAACCCCCCUCCACGAAAAACACGCCUCUAUAGUUCCAGCAGGGAUUCCCCUUACCCUUCUUCUUCGUGGAAUCAAUCCAAUUCAAAACUCGAUGAUGUGAAUUCUCUAAAAUCCAUUUCUCUAAAUGAUCGUCAGGGUCUAAAAUCUCGUUUUACCGUACAAUCGCAUGAUGAGUCCGAGGAGACACAAGACCCAGACUUCACUCUAGUACUUCCCUCCAAUCGUCUAUACAUCGUUAUUCCCGGUCUCAUGCUAUGCAUCUUUCUCGCUGCCCUUGAUCAAACCAUCAUUACCACUGCCAUCCCAACCAUCGUCAACAGUUUUCAUGAUAGCUCUUCGUCUUCAUGGAUUGGUACUGCUUAUUCGCUCGCAGAAACCGCUGUCCUUCCUUUCGUAGGCAUCAUGAGUGAAGUCGUUGGUCGAAAGGCUGUUCUCUACACCUCCAUUGUCAUCUUUCUCUUUGGAAGCGCCCUUUGUGGUGCUGCCAAGAGCAUGAUAUGGCUUAUCUUGUGCCGUGCUGUUCAAGGUAUCGGUGGUGGUGGAAUCAUGUCUUUGGUAACUAUCGUCAUCGCCGACAUAACACCUCUUCAAACACGCUCUUACUAUACAGGUUGUUUUGGUGCCACCUGGGGUAUCGCUUCUGUCAUGGGUCCUUUGAUAGGUGGUGCCAUCUCCCAAAAAACGACUUGGCGCUGGAUUUUCUUCAUUAACCUGCCCACCGGCGGUAUUGCUUUGACUACGCUUGUCUUAUUUCUUAAUUUGAUUCCAAAACCAAGAACUUCUUUUACCCAGUUCCUGAAAACCUUUGACUUCGUUGGCAUCAUCACGAUUACUGUUGGUGUUGUUCUCUUUCUGCUUGGUCUUAAUCUUGGUUCUACUACUGGUGUUUGGAAACACGCAAAUAUCUUAUGCUACCUAAUAAUCGGCAUUCUUUGCCUGGUCGUGUUUGCUGUUAAUGAAACGUAUACCAAGCGUAUAAAGAUUAUGCCUCCUUCCGCAUUUAAAACUCUCUCACUCACAUCCGUUAUGGUAACCUCCUUUUUACACUACUACAUUAUGUCUACCAUCACAUAUUACAUUCCCGUAUACUUUCAAAACAUAAAAGGCGAUGGUCCACUUAUGUCCGGUGUCCACACCCUCUCCUACGCAGUCGUCUCCUCUGUUACCUCUGCUAUUAGUGGUUUUAGCAUUGGCAAGUUAAGAAACUAUAAGUACUUUAUGAUUGGCGGUUGGAUCAUUCUCUUGGCCGGUUCUGGCGCCAUGAUUGCUAUUUACUAUGACACUGAAUUCUCCAGGGUUAUGGGGUUCAUUGCGCUGACGGCUGUCGGAGUGGGCAAUUUGUUUCAGCCUAAUCUAAUUGCACUGCAAGCAUCCGUCCCUCCUGCAACCAUGGCAACUUCUUGCUCCGCAUUCAUGUUGCUUCGAAAUAUGGGUUCCUCUAUUGGCAUUUCCAUUGGAGGAGUUAUUUAUGAUCAACAGUUAUCUACUUUGCUCAAGGGCACGUCUUACAGUAAAGACAUGACGUUUUCGCAAAUCCAGGCUAUUACAGAUGUUUCGAAGCGUAACUUCGUUUUGAAAGCCUUUGCAGAUGCCAUUAGAAUGAUUUGGAUCGUCAAUGUGCCUUUUGCUGCAUUAGGAGCAAUCUUGUCAUUUUUUGUUAGGCAGAACAAACUAAGCCAAAGCGUGUUACAAUACGAUGAGAAGAAGGAAAAGAUUUCACAAGAUGGUCGUGCGGUAGAAAAGCCAUAAAUAUGAAGGAGAUGGCAUGGAUACUUAUUGGAGUGUGUAUGGACGUUUGAAAUUGGGUUUGUUUUGGAAUGGGUAAUUGUCUAUUUAUGAAACAUUGUUUGUUGUUAUAUUAGUAAUAGUUUAUUUUUAGUCCCUCCUUGUUAAUGUUAAAGGGUAAUACCUUCUGGAAUUUUUUUUCGCUACGAACUAAUAAAUGUUGUUUUCAUGGAAAUCCACAAGGAUAUUAACCCAUAAAGGCUAACGGUGAAUUUCCUAUGCCUCUUUCAAAUAUGGCUUCGUCUUGCUAAGUACCAAAAAGAAUCUGAUUCGUAUACCUAAGCCCGUGGUUUGAGUGAUUCAUAUGUGCUUGACAAGGAAACUAUCUCUGGUUUAUCAUAGCUUCCCAAAUAUGACUUGUAAACUCCUAAUUUCACCAAGAGAACUACUCAAAAAGAAAAUUGUAGUUUCAUCGAAAGACUAUAGAAUAAAUAGAAACUCUUCGAAGC